This is a messenger RNA of Phanerochaete carnosa HHB-10118-sp, 1113 nucleotides long. RefSeq lists its product as uncharacterized. Gene Ontology annotation, molecular function: histone binding. The transcript is spliced from 7 exons. The record is from RefSeq and is a predicted model, not a curated record. Gene Ontology annotation, cellular component: Set1C/COMPASS complex. NCBI's taxonomy places the organism in Eukaryota, Fungi, Basidiomycota, Agaricomycetes, Polyporales, Phanerochaetaceae. Bases 13 to 1086 code for a protein of 357 amino acids.
CAGUCUGCUGCGAUGGAUCCUUUCGCCGGUAUGGAUGAUUCUACUACUGACGAUGACAACGCCUCCCAGGCCACAGAGGACGACCCCCAGGUGCCGGAGAAUAAGGAGCCGCCAGCUCCCGCACCGCCUCAACCGCCACCCCCAACUUCCAGCUCUCGUGCUAAGCCUCAUUACGAGCUUAAGCAUACCAUGCGGGGACACACCUCGUCCAUCUCUGCUGUAAAGUUUAGUCCCGAUGGUACUCUACUCGCUUCUUGCUCGAACGACCGUGUUGUCAAAAUAUGGUCGCCAUUCACCGGAGAGCUCAUCCGGAAUCUUAAUGGUCACACCAAGGGCCUUUCCGAUAUUGCAUGGUCGUCUGAUAGCGUCUACCUGGUCUCCGCAUCGGACGACCAUACCGUCCGCAUCUGGGAUGUCGAUUCGGGGCUCACCACCCGGGUGCUGAAAGGUCACACGAGCUAUGUCUUUUGUGUCAACUACAAUUUGACCUCUACACUUCUCGUCUCCGGGGGAUGCGACGGCGACGUGCGGAUAUGGAAUCCGCAAAAAGGAAAGUGUAUCAAAACUAUUCAUGCACACUUGGACUACGUGACUGCGGUGCAUUUCAACCGAGACGCGGGUCUGAUAGUCUCCUGCGCGCUGGACGGACUGAUUCGUAUAUGGGAUACCAACAGCGGGCAGUGUCUCAAAACGCUGGCCGAAGGCCAUGAUGCCAUCUGCCAGCACGUGCAAUUUUCGCCCAAUUCGAAAUAUAUCCUCUCGACAGCGCACGACAGCGCGAUCCGGUUGUGGGACUAUAACACCUCGCGCUGCCUCAAGACAUACACGGGCCACGCCAACUUAAAAUACUGCAUCGCGGCUUGCUUCAGUGUCACGGGCAGCAAGUGGAUCGUCUCCGGCAGCGAGGACAACAAGGUCUAUCUCUGGGACCUGCAGUCCCGGGAGAUCGUGCAGGUCCUCGAAGGCCACUCGGACGUUGUAGUCGCGGUUGCUACACAUCCACAACAAAAUAUGAUAGCGUCGGCAUCCAUGGAGUCCGACCUGACAGUUCGCGUGUGGGUUGACCGAGUCGCGCUCCCUCAAUGACCACAUCCCAUCGCUGACUGUAUUGAC